ACUGGUUCUACCGGGCGCAUGCGCCACUGCAGGCUGGCGGCUCGCGGCUCCUUCUUCCGGCCUCCCCUUUGGGCUGGCACCGGGAGAAGCGGGGCGAACGCAGAGCCCCGAGCGAGUGACCUGCGACCCCUGAAGUGGACCUCAGAGUCCCAAGGCUUUCCCCGGUCCGAAGCCAAGGAACCUUGCACCAGCACUCCGGGAGUACCCACCCCACGCCCACCUCUGGAUGCCGCCGACGGGUGCCCGGCCCGUGCCCGGCGCUUGCCUGCUGGCUCGGCCCUUCCGAACAGUUCAGGGCCACGGGUGGGAACCCAGGCCCCGCCCCUGAUGCUGUCCUACCCCUGCACCCGGGCCUUACACCGCUGACUGCCCCGGCGGGCCCCGCCCCCUGCCCGCGCCCUUGCCCCACCGAUCCCCCUCCCCCGCUGGGGGAGGCCAUGGCGUGAGCGCUAGGCCGGGCCCCGGGGCCCUCGGGCACCAGGCGGGGCAUGGGCUGCGGGCCGCCCCCAUGAGGGUCCCGGGAGGAGGGCGCGCGCAGCAGCGGCGGGGCCAUGGGGUCUCAGGUGUUGCAGAUCCUGCGCCAGGGCGUGUGGGCUUCGCUCACCGGCGGUUGGUUCUUCGACCCGCAUCAGAGCACCUUCUCCAACUGCUUCCAUCUCUAUGUCUGGAUCUUUCUGCUCAUCUUCCCCUUCUUGCUGUACAUGGUCCUGCCCCCCAGCUUGGUGGUGGCAGGUGCAUACUGCCUAGUGGUAGCUGUCAUUUUCGCUACCAUCAAGACUGUGAACUACCGGCUGCAUGCCAUGUUCGACCAGGGCGAGAUCGUGGAGAAACGCAACUCUACCAUGGGGGAGCAGGAAGAAGAAGCUGCCCAGGGGGACAGCAGUCUUCCCAGGGACCCUGGUAUGGAGAUGACAGUGUUCCGGAAAGUGAGUUCCACACCCCCUGUUCGCUGCAGUUCUCAGCAUUCUGUGUUUGGCUUCAACCAGGUUUCGGAAUUGCUUCCCCGGAUGGAGGAUUCUGGGCCCCUCAGAGAUAUCAAGGAGCUGGUACGGGAGCAAGGCAGCAACAAUGUGAUUGUGACCUCUGCUGAUCGAGAGAUGCUGAAGCUCAGCUCUCAAGAGAAACUGAUUGGAGACCUUCCCCAGACACCCCCAGGGGCUAUCCCAGACCCCUCUCUCCCCAGCACGGACUCUUCCGAGCGUUCUCCCCUGGCUGGAGAUGGAGUUCUUUGGGGUGGAAGCAGUGUGGCAGACACCCCCAUGAGCCCCUUACUGAAAGGGAGCCUUAGUCAGGAGCUGAGCAAGAGCUUCCUGACCCUGACCCGGCCUGACCGGGCCCUAGUGAGGACCAGCAGUCGACGGGAACAAUGUCGGGGAGCUGGAGGCUACCAGCCCCUUGACCGGCGGGGCUCAGGUGAGCCCAUGCCCCAGAAAGCUGGCUCUUCAGAUUCCUGCUUUAGUGGCACUGACAGGGAGACUCUGAGCAGCUUCAAGAGUGAGAAGACUGACUCUACACACCUGGACAGCCCUCCUGCUGCGCAUGCCCCUGAGGGCAGUGACACAGACCCCCCUUCUGAAGCUGACCUGCCUGCCUCCCCAGAUGCUGGGGUCCCAUCAGAUGACACACUGCGUUCUUUUGACACAGUCAUUGGAGCAGGGACACCACCAGGCCAGGCUGAGCCACUCCUGGUUGUGCGGCCCAAGGACUUGGCCCUGCUGCGGCCUAGCAAACGGCGGCCACCUGUGCGAAGACACUCCCCACCUGGCGGUGCCCCAAGAAGGCCUUUGCUUGAAGGCGGAGGAUUCUUUGAGGAUGAAGACACCAGUGAGGGCAGCGAGCUGAGCCCAGCCUCCAGUCUGCGAUCGCAGCACCGCUACAGUACUGACAGCUCCUCAUCCACUUCUUGCUAUUCACCUGAGAGCUCCCGGGGUGCAGCAGGGGGCCCUCGGAAGCGGCGGGCCCCUCAUGGGGCCGAGGAGGGGACUGCUCUGCCCCCUAAGCGGCCCUAUGGGACCCAGCGGACGCCCAGUACUGCUAGUGCCAAAACUCACGCGCGUGUGCUGAGCAUGGAUGGGGCAGGAGGUGAUAUCUUAAGGGCUCCUCUGGCUGGCUCCAAGGCUGAGCUGGAGGCUCAGCCAGGAGUGGAGCUGGCUGUUGGUGAGCCUGCUGUGCUGCCUGCUGAGGCCCAUCGGGGACCUGCUGCCAACCAGCCUGGCUGGCGGGGAGAGCUACAGGAGGAGGGUGCUGUGGGAGGAGCGCCUGAAGAGAUAGGCCAGCGGGAGUGCACAAGCAACGUCAGGCGGGCCCAGGCGAUCCGGAGACGACACAACGCAGGCAGCAACCCUACCCCUCCAGCCUCUGUCAUGGGCUCGCCACCAAACAGUUUGCAGGAGACUCAGCGGAGCCGGGCUGCUUCCCACUCCCGGGCACUGACUCUACCCUCUGCCCUGCACUUCGCCUCUUCACUACUGCUUACCCGAGCUGGGCCCAACGUACAUGAGGCCAGCAACUUUGAUGACACCUCUGAGGGUGCUGUGCACUAUUUCUACGACGAGAGUGGUGUGCGGCGGUCCUACACCUUUGGCUUGGCAGGAGGUGGCUAUGAAAACCCUGUGGGGCAGCAGGGGGAGCAGGCAGCCAAUGGAGCUUGGGACCGUCACUCACAUUCCUCCAGUUUCCACUCAGCUGAUGUGCCUGAGGCCACAGGAGGCCUGAGCCUGCUGCAGCCGAGGCCCGUGGUUCUACAGGGCAUGCAGGUGCGCCGGGUGCCCCUGGAGAUCCCAGAGUUUGACCUGCUGGACCAGGACUCCCUGCACGAAUCCCAGGAGCAGACACUGAUGGAGGAGGCACCGCCCCGUGCCCAGCACAGCUACAAGUACUGGUUUCUUCCUGGCCGCUGGACCUCUGUGCGCUAUGAACGGCUGGCCCUGCUGGCCCUGCUGGACCGGACACGGGGGAUAGUGGAGAACAUCUUUGGCGUUGGGCUGAGCAGCCUGGUUGCCUUCCUUGGAUACCUGUUGCUGCUCAAGGGCUUCUUCACUGACAUCUGGGUCUUCCAGUUCUGCCUGGUCAUCGCCUCCUGCCAGUACUCCUUGCUCAAGAGCGUGCAGCCUGAUGCAGCAUCUCCCAUGCAUGGCCACAACUGGGUGAUUGCAUACAGCCGGCCAGUCUACUUCUGCAUUUGCUGUCUACUCAUCUGGCUACUGGAUGCCCUGGGCACAGCUCAGCCCUUCCCACCUGUUUCCCUCUACGGCCUCACACUCUUCUCCGCCUCUUUCUUCUUCUGUGCCCGGGAUGUGGCCACAGUGUUCACCUUGUGCUUCCCGUUCGUCUUCCUCCUGGGCCUCCUGCCCCAGGUCAACACCUGCCUCAUGUACCUCCUGGAACAGAUAGAUAUGCAUGGCUUUGGAGGCACAGCUGCCACCAGCCCACUCACCGCAGUCUUCAGCCUCACCCGAAGCCUGCUGGCUGCUGCUCUGCUCUAUGGCUUCUGUUUUGGGGCCAUCAAGACACCUUGGCCGGAGCAGCACGUCCCUGUCCUCUUCUCAGUCUUCUGUGGCCUCCUGGUAGCACUGUCCUACCACCUGAGCCGGCAGAGCAGUGACCCCACUGUGCUCUGGUCUCUGGUCCGGAGCAAGCUCUUUCCUGAGCUAGAGGAGCGGAGCCUAGAGACAGCCCGGGUGGAGCCCCCAGACCCACUGCCAGAGAAGAUGCGCCAGUCGGUGCGUGAGGUCCUGCACUCUGACCUAGUGAUGUGUGUGGUGAUCGCUGUGCUCACCUUUGCCAUCAGUGCCAGCACUGUCUUCAUCGCCCUGAAGUCUGUGCUGGGCUUCGUGUUGUAUGCGCUGGCUGGGGCCGUGGGCCUCUUCACACACUACCUGCUACCACAGCUCCGCAAACAGCUCCCCUGGUUCUGCCUGUCGCAGCCUGUGCUGAAGCCACUGGAGUACAGCCAGUAUGAAGUGCGAGGUGCUGCCCAGGUGAUGUGGUUUGAGAAGCUCUAUGCUGGCCUGCAGUGUGUUGAGAAGUACCUCAUCUAUCCUGCUGUGGUGCUCAACGCCCUCACGGUCGAUGCCCACACUGUUGUCAGCCACCCAGACAAGUUCUGCCUCUACUGCCGGGCAUUGCUGAUGACUGUGGCUGGGCUGAAGCUGCUACGCUCGGCCUUCUGUUGCCCACCCCAGCAGUACCUGACCUUGGCCUUCACCGUCCUGCUCUUCCACUUUGACUACCCACGUCUCUCCCAGGGCUUUCUGCUGGACUACUUCCUCAUGUCCCUGCUCUGCAGUAAGCUGUGGGACUUGCUGUACAAGCUGCGUUUCGUGCUGACCUACAUCGCACCCUGGCAGAUCACUUGGGGCUCAGCCUUCCAUGCCUUUGCCCAGCCCUUUGCUGUGCCACACUCGGCCAUGCUGUUCGUCCAGGCCCUGCUCUCGGGGCUCUUCUCUACACCGCUCAACCCCCUGCUGGGCAGUGCUGUCUUCAUCAUGUCCUAUGCAAGGCCCCUUAAGUUCUGGGAACGGGACUACAACACUAAACGUGUGGAUCAUUCCAACACCCGCCUGGUGACACAGCUAGACCGGAACCCUGGCGCAGAUGAUAACAACCUCAACUCCAUCUUCUAUGAGCAUUUGACACGCUCGCUGCAGCACACCCUGUGUGGGGAUCUGGUGCUGGGUCGCUGGGGCAACUAUGGCCCUGGUGACUGCUUUGUCCUGGCCUCCGACUACCUCAAUGCGCUGGUGCACCUCAUCGAGGUUGGCAAUGGCCUCGUCACCUUCCAGCUGCGUGGCCUUGAGUUCCGGGGCACAUACUGCCAGCAGCGCGAGGUGGAGGCCAUCACUGAAGGUGUGGAGGAGGACGAGGGCUGCUGCUGCUGUGAGCCUGGCCACUUGCCACGGGUCCUGUCCUUCAACGCUGCCUUUGGGCAGCGCUGGCUGGCCUGGGAGGUGACAGCCAGCAAAUACGUGCUAGAAGGGUACAGCAUCAGUGACAACAACGCUGCCUCUAUGCUCCAGGUGUUCGACCUCCGCAAGAUCCUCAUCACCUACUAUGUCAAGAGCAUCAUCUACUAUGUGAGCUGCUCUCCAAAACUGGAAGCCUGGCUGAACCAUGAGGGCAUUGCAGCUGCCCUACGGCCGGUGCGGGCCCUUGGCUACGCAGACUCAGACCCCACCUUCUCACUGAGUGUUGAUGAAGACUAUGACCUUCGCCUUUCUGGCCUCACGCUGCCAUCCUUCUGCGCUGUGCACCUUGAGUGGAUCCAGUACUGUGCCUCUCGGCGCAGCCAGCCCGUGGACCAGGAUUGGAAUUCACCGUUGGUCACACUGUGCUUCGGCCUGUGUGUGCUGGGCCGCCGGGCUCUGGGGACAGCCUCGCACAGCAUGUCUGCCAGCCUGGAGCCCUUCCUCUAUGGCCUGCACGCCCUGUUCAAGGGGGACUUUCGCAUUACCUCCCCUCGUGACGAAUGGGUCUUUGCCGACAUGGACCUGCUUCACCGUGUAGUUGCCCCUGGGGUUCGCAUGGCCCUCAAGCUUCACCAGGACCACUUCACUUCCCCUGAUGAGUAUGAAGAACCAGCAGCCCUGUAUGAUGCCAUUGCGUCCAACGAGGAGCGGCUGGUUAUCUCCCAUGAGGGUGACCCUGCCUGGCGCAGUGCCAUCCUCAGCAACACACCUUCCCUGCUAGCCCUGCGCCAUGUCAUGGAUGAUGCAUCUGAUGAGUACAAGAUCAUCAUGCUCAACCGGCGUCACCUCAGCUUCCGGGUCAUCAAGGUGAACCGAGAGUGUGUGCGUGGGCUGUGGGCUGGCCAGCAACAGGAACUGGUGUUUCUGCGUAACCGUAAUCCUGAGCGUGGCAGCAUCCAGAAUGCCAAGCAGGCACUCCGCAACAUGAUCAAUUCCUCCUGCGACCAGCCACUGGGCUACCCCAUCUACGUGUCACCCCUUACCACCUCUCUGGCUGGCAGCCACCCCCAGCUUCGAGCACUGUGGGGUGGCCCUAUCAGCUUGGGCGCCAUCGCCCGAUGGCUCCUGCACAGCUGGGAGAGGCUUCACAAGGGCUGUGGCGCUGGCUGCAACAGUGGUGGGAAUGUGGAUGAUUCGGACUGUGGUGGGGGUGGCGGCCUGACCUCCCUCAGCAAUAAUCCCCCCUUGGCACACCCCACGCCUGAGAACACAGCAGGCAGCAGUGAGCAGCCCCUCCCACCAGGUCCUAGCUGGGGUACACGGCCCUCCCUCAGUGGCUCUGGUGAUGGACGGCCCCCUCCUCUGCUGCAGUGGCCUCCCCCUCGGCUCCCUGGACCACCCCCUGCCUCACCUGCUCCCACUGAGGCUCCCCGGCCCUCAAAGCCCCCUGGCCCUGGGCUCCUGAGUUCUGAGGGACCCAGUGGGAAGUGGAGUCUGGGGGGUCGGAAGGGACUGGGAGGAUCCGAUGGGGAGCCAGCCUCAGGGAGCCCCAAAGGAGGCACCCCCAAAUCUCAGGCCCCUCUAGACCUCAGCCUCAGUCCUAAUGUCAGCUCUGAGGCCUCACCCCUCAGAACAGCCGCCCAGGACAUUCCUUGCUUGGACAGUAGUGUUCCGGAGAGUGGCACACCCACUGGAGCCCCAGGUGACUGGUCUGCCCCUGUUGAGGAACGUGAAAGCCCAGCUGCCCAGCCCUUGCUGGAACAUCAGUACUGAGUAGCCUGGCAUCCACUGGAUCCCAUCCCAGGCCUCUGUUGUCAGACUCUGCUGCCUCUGACCCUCUGCUGGACCACAGAACUGACUGGCUUUGGCUCUGAUGUCUGCACCCUGACCUCUGGCAGUUUUGGCCAGAGUACCAGAACUGAACAGUCCAGACCUCUAACCUUGACCCUGACCUCUCCCUGAUCAGGCCUGGAUGCCCCAAGUUGAGGCAGUAGCCUCCUAGCCAGGCCCUAAGAGCCAAACCCAUGGGCUGGUCCCUCUUUGUGCCCGUGGCCAGGACUGACUCUGCCCCUGGGCCUGCACUGCCUGCAAGGCUGGUCUCCUUGGCCUGGACCUGGGGCCUGACAUGGCAAGGGUGGUUUUGUUCCUUUUUGUCUUUUUUUUUUUUUUUUUUUUUUUUUUUUUUUU
Molecule: messenger RNA, 7094 nt
Organism: Nannospalax galili (Upper Galilee mountains blind mole rat)
Lineage: Eukaryota; Metazoa; Chordata; Mammalia; Rodentia; Spalacidae
Gene: Pcnx3
Product: pecanex 3
Exons: 35
Coding region: 552-6680 (2042 amino acids)
Cellular component (GO): membrane
Source: RefSeq, a predicted model, not a curated record